Messenger RNA from Pangasianodon hypophthalmus (striped catfish), 4441 nucleotides. RefSeq names its product par-6 family cell polarity regulator gamma a (gene pard6ga). The transcript has 3 exons. Lineage: Eukaryota; Metazoa; Chordata; Actinopteri; Siluriformes; Pangasiidae. Gene Ontology annotation, molecular function: protein kinase C binding. The record is from RefSeq and is a predicted model, not a curated record. Gene Ontology annotation, biological process: regulation of cellular localization; centrosome cycle; establishment or maintenance of cell polarity. Bases 2835 to 4073 code for a protein of 412 amino acids. Gene Ontology annotation, cellular component: apical plasma membrane; nucleus; cell cortex.
GGUCUUUAACAGCAAGUAGCAUAACAGCAUAACAGGCUCAGCUGUUCAGACACCCCAGGGAUGUUCAUUCCACUGCCUGGGUGCCAGGAAAGAGAAGAGUAUUGAUGCAUGUCUUACUUGUACCUUGAGGGAUGCUGGGUUUAUUCGAGCAGUGUUAGAGGCUUGAAGGGAUAGUGGUGCAGAGUGGGGUGUGAUAAAUGUCUUCAAGUAGGUGGGUGCUGGUCCAUUUUUGUCUUUGUAAGUAAGCACACUUGUAUUAAAUCUGACGUAGGCAGCUACAGGAAGCCAAUGGAGGGGGAGUGCAACAGUUUGAUGAUGUGGGAGAACUUGCAGAUGCAUUCUGGAUCAGUUGCAAGAGUCAGAUGGCAUGCAGGGGCAGAUUUGCCAGGAGUAAGUUGCAGUGGUCCAGUCUCAAGAUGACAUGGGACUGAACAAGCACCUGAGUGGCCUUUAUGGAGAGAAACCUGAAGAGAAACCUGCAUGACCAAGCCAGGUUAGCAGUGUGAGCUGAGAAGGACAUUUGGUUGUCCAGAUCUACCCCAAGGUUUUGUGGGGUGUCAGACACCAUGAUAUGAUUUACCCAGGGAGAUUAAAAGAUCUUGCAGCUCCAGAAAUACACCACCAUCAGUGAUGAGAUGUUUUCCAGACAUGCUGAGUUCCAUCUGAGGGAGGAAAGAAGAGGAUGAGUUGAGUGUUGCCAGUAUUGGCCAAAAAAGGGUGAAGAAGGAACGGGAGCAUUGACAAGUGAAGAAAAUUAUGAAAAAAGAUACUGAGUUUGUAGAUGCAGAUGCUUCCUGCUUUUCCUUGUAGAAGGCUGUCUUAACAGUGGUCACACCAGAGGAGAACUCAGAGUCAAAUUGUGAUUUCCUCCACUUUAUCACAGCUGUUCCUAAUUCUGUCCUUUGGCUGCAGAGCACACUUGACAGCCAACGAGCAGGGUGAGAAGACUUCCUAGGUCUGAAUAUGGAGGGCAGAGGUGGUCAAUGGAUGAAUAAAGUGAGGAGAGGAAAAUAUUGGUGUCAAUCUCAGUCACUUCACGAGUCCUACUGGCAGUGUCAGGCAGUGCACCUGCUUCAGUGGCAGACUCAGGCUGUGCUCCUGUCCCACUGGCAGUCUCAGGUUGUACACUUGGCCCAUUGGCAGUCUCAGGCUGUGCUCCUGUCACACUGGCAGUUUCAAGUUGUGCUUUUGGCUCAUCGGCAGUCUCAGGCUGUGCUCCUGUCCCACUGGCAGUCUCCCCAGUGUCAGUCACUGCCUCUGUUCCUCUAGCAGUUCAGUAUUGGUCACUGAUUCCUAUUUUUCUUUCUUGAACUUGUUUCUGGGCAGUUUUCUGCCCUUCUUAAACUUCUUAAACAGCUCUGUGUUGUUUAGAAUGACAUCAAAUAUUUUAACAUUAUGUAAAAUGUUACAGAAAGUUAAAAACAAUGCAAAAAACUAUUAAACUGGUUCUAUUAAAUAUCCAGUCUGAAUGAAAAAAAAAAAGUGAAAUAUGAUUGUAGAAAAGAUGACCCAAAACCUACUGAUCCAUCUGAGAACUACUUGGAUGUGGCCUAAUAACAAGCACACUUGAUUGACAGCCAUCUGAAGGAAACUCCCAGUUUCCAACACCACUCAAGCAAAACAAUGGAAAAAAGAAUGGCAAAAUAGAAAAAGACACUUGUCACCAUUUUAUUUAAAUUAAUUUUUCAUGUACUUGCAUUGCAUCUUCCAUUAGGUAUCACUGCAAAUCAGAGACCGAAUGCAUGUCUGAGAGUGUAUAUAUAAGUCUUGAAGUAGGAAGUCACUAUAAUUCCUGUACACAUAUUUAGCUAACUAACCUAACAGCAUUUCAGAGCAACUUUUUAAAGCCAUAUUCAUAAAUGUUUAUAUUCCUCACUAAUGAGGUUUGCAUGUUGAGGUUUGUGUACAUAGUUGUAUGGGCUUAAUGUUAAAAAAGGGGGAUGUUUACCAGGCUAGUGAUUGAAAUAUUCUGUUGUUAUAUUAUGUUAGCCACCUAGCUAGCAGUCAGGAAUAUAAACAUUUAUAAAUAUGGCUUUAAAAAGUUGCUCUGAAAUGCUGCUUUAUUAUUUACAAGUGUGUUACAGAACUAAACAACAGCACUAAUGGUGAGAAUGUGGGUCUUUAUAUAUGGAAAACUACCAAGUUGUUAAGACUAUGUUAAUGCUUAUUAAUGUAAUGUACAUGCAUACUACAUCAUCCCGAGAUCAUUAGAUCAAGUUUUCUUCCUAUGAUUAUGGGAUCAUGCACGAAUACCAUAUACAGUAUGUGCACUCUAUAGGUAUACGAAUAACUGACUGUAGCCCAUCUGUUGCUAUGCACAGUUUGUCAGCCCCCUUAUCCCUACCCAUUAAAAGGGGCUACCAUAGGUCCACUACUGGCCAGAUAUUAUUUGUGUGAUGUACUAUUCUCAGCAAAAUGUCAAGAGAGAAAAUACACUAUAAGCAUUCUUAGUGGUUUAUAAGCCAAUUUUCCAGAACGUGACAUAUAUUUAUAGGAGAUUUAAUUCAUUUUCACAUUUUGCGUGACUGGAAAACACAUUGCAGGUUUCCCAGAACAUGAAUCACAGAUAAUCUCAGUGCUGAUUUGCCUACUUCCUCCAUUUUGUAGGUUUGCUUUUAGAAGAAGUCUUACACUGGAGGAAAAUUACACUGAACAAUUUUGAAGGUCAAAGCUUAUUAAUUCCCAGCGGAAAUGAUGCCAUCAGGGUCAUUUACACGCUCCUCCUCAGCACAUUAGACAACUAUCAGUGCUGCUUUUCCUGUAUCCUGAACUGUAGGCAUUCUCUGGUUGCACUCACAGAACAAAACUUUCCAGGACCUGAUUAUAAAGGGAAAAUGAUCCGAAGUUUGGGCAAAUCGUCGGCUUGGCGCUGCCACUCAGUUAUUGAAGUGAAAAGCAAAUUUGGUGCGGAGUUUAGGAGAUUUUCUCUGGAUCGCUAUGAGCCUGGCGUGUUUAAGGACUUUUGGCAGUUUAUCCUGAACCUACACCACCUGUUUCCCACAGAAAUCUACAUCAGCUAUGCAGAUGUACAUGGAGACUUACUGCCCAUAAAUAAUGAUAAUAAUUUCUGUAAAGCAGUGUCUACUGCACAGCCACUACUGCGCAUCUUCAUCCAGCUGCAAGAGGAAAUGGACCAGGUUAACGUUAGUACCGACUGUGUGACCAGGAGAAAGAAAUCCACCAUAGCAGCAUGUGCUGAUGUCAGUCGCAGAGGACAUGUUCAGAUUGGAGUGCCCCAGAACUUCCGUCCAGUCUCCUCCAUAAUUGAUGUUGACAUCUUGCCUGAAUGCCACAGAAGGGUUCGUCUGUACCACCAGGGCUCAAACAGGCCUCUGGGUUUCUACAUCCGUGAUGGAAUCACAUUCAGUGUAACUCCUCGUGGACUUGAGAAAGUUCCAGGAAUCUUCAUCUCACGAAUGGUUCCUGGUGGAUUGGCUGAGAGCUGUGGUCUUUUGGCCAUUAAUGACCAGAUCCUGGAGGUCAAUGGUAUCGAGGUGAUAGACAAGACCCUGGAUCAGGUUACAGACAUGAUGAUUGCUAACAGCCGCAACCUAGUCAUCACUGUGAAACCAGCAAACCAGAGCAAAAACAUAAGAAAUCCCAUAAUCUCCCCUAACCCAGAACUCCAGCUUGAUAGCGAGGGCUCUAUAAGCUACCCAGGACUUCCUAUGAUUAUGGGAGCCUAUGUUUCGACACGUAACGGCUCUGUGAGUGAUGAUGAUUCAGACAUGGUUGUGGAGAAAACUGUGAAACUCUCACCCCAGUGUUCCAGUGCUACAGUAGCCUCUCCAUCUUCUCAAACUAGCAUUCACAAUCGCCACAGAAAUGGCCAUCCCUACUCUCAAGAACUGUGCCGCUCACAGCCCUGCCUCAAUUACAUAGCUCAUCCUGGGUCCAGCAUUUCAUUGCAGAGAGAAAUGAGCUCACAGCAGCAUUACAAGAGCAACCCAGCAUUUAGACAGAGCACAUCUAGCACCUUUGACAUCUUGAGCACAUUGAGCCCAGAUCUGCGGCAGCGCCUCAUGAUACCUCAAGGGGCCAUGGAGGAGGAUGGAACUGUUAUUACUCUAUGAUGCUAACUUUCUUUAAAUCUGUACUGCUAAGGCACUUUAUGGUCACUUUUUUCCAAUUUUAUGAAAUAUAAACCACUGUAUUCUAUACAAUAUUUAACAACAGAGAUCACAUUAACUCUGGACAUCUAUUUUAAUUUCAUAGUAUAAUUGUAAAUACCAAUAUAAGUUCAUCUCAAUUAUUCCCAAUAAAUACUGUAUCUCCUAUAAUAGCCAGUCUUUGUCUUGAGGGUGUGUGUGCACACGUGCAUGUGCGUGUGUGUGCGCAUGCACGUUAUAAUUGCAGAGUAAGCGUGAUUUUAAAAAAAAAUUACAGGCCAUGUUUAUAUAGGUUAUAUGAAACUGCAUUAUGUUGAAUGCUGCAUAUUACA